AUGGCAUCUUCAUCAAAUUCAAAGGUUGUUUGCCACAGACUACUACCCUCCAUAGCCACAGUGCUGCAAAAAUGUAUUUCACAAAAUCAUGGUGCAUACAAAACGUAUUCGAUAAAAAAUCAAACAGAAUUUAAUCAAAAGGUCAUGCAAAGUGAUCAUCCGGUUGUCGUUGAUUUCCACGCCAAUUGGUGUGACCCUUGCACGAAGUUAACACCCAGAAUAUGUGCCCUCUUGGAUAAUUCGGAAGACAUUGAUUUGGCCAUUAUCGAUGUGGAGAAAAAUACCGAACUUGUGGAUACCUUCAACAUACAAUCGGUGCCGACUGUCUUUACAGUUCGUAAUGGAGAAAUUGUUCAUAAAUUUAUCGGCCUUGUCGAGGCAAAUAUUUUAAAAUCUAUGGUCGAUACACUGAAAACUAAAAAUACUUUGAACAUUAAGGGUGAAGAAGUUCCAGAGGAUACCUAA
Molecule: messenger RNA, 465 nt
Organism: Musca vetustissima
Lineage: Eukaryota; Metazoa; Arthropoda; Insecta; Diptera; Muscidae
Product: thioredoxin-like
Exons: 2
Coding region: 1-465 (154 amino acids)
Cellular component (GO): cytoplasm
Molecular function (GO): oxidoreductase activity, acting on a sulfur group of donors, disulfide as acceptor
Source: RefSeq, a predicted model, not a curated record